CUCAGAUCAUUCUUCCUAGCCACCAGCGCAAUGACGAACCAACUAACAAUCAAUCAAGGAUCGAUUUGACUACUGUAGAAUUUGUUGUACAGUUUCGACUUAUCGAUUCAAAAUGACAGAAAAAAUGAUGGAAUACCUAUCAUCUUUCCGCAGUACGCUGGGUAGCGCUCCUCAGAGUGAGGAGAACCCUCACGUCCUAACCGAAAGUGAGAUUGCUUUGCAGAGCGCACAGGCAUGCUAUGGAAAUUUCCGUACUCUAGUAGCAGAACUUUUAACCGUACCUGAUUAUUUUGCGAAGACGAGUGGUAGUAGAACGAGGGAUCAUCAAAGGCGAGUUGUGGUCGGAAGCGCUGAAACAUUGGACCACAACGAAGACCACAAUUUGCUUCCAGUUGUCGAACUACAAGAGGUGUUGACGAGAUGUUCAUCCUUGCCACAACUAGCAGUGUUGCUCAGGCGACUGUGGUUCGAUCUUCUCGAAUUGCCUUAUUGGCAAUUGCCUCAACAACAAGAUUGGGUCUGUCAUUUGCUGCUUCUGGUCGAAGCGUCGAAGGAGAAUGUGAUUAACUUCUACGCAGCUGGCGUCCUCUUCGUGCGUCUCUACACAGAAUUGGUCAGGCAGAUUCGCGCAGAUCUAGUCUCUGUUUCUGGUGUUCAUAAGACUCAGGUGGAGGCAGCAAAUGAGACAAAUGAUGGCGCUGGCGCAAAUCUUGAAGACAUCGCUCUUGACCAAUCUGGAGCUGUGCAGUAUGAACAGGGUGGCGAAGAACAAGAUGGAAGGCAAGAUGCAUUAGGAAAAACUACGUUUCAACAAGAGGAGGAGGAUGGUGCUGUACAUGAAGGAGGAGCUGUAUCUUCGCCAGAGACUGCAACUACUGAAGCACAACAUCAAGCAGGCGAUGCUGCAGUACUAGUCGAGCAGUGUUGUAGCAGUCCUCCACUAGGUGGAUUACAUGCAGGAGCUUCCUCUAGUACUAUGACUACUUCCAAUUACGCAGAUCAGAUUGCGAUAGUGGAUUUGAUUCUAGAACAUUGUAGGACCGUGUCCGAGUACUUGGAAUCGCGUAGGGGUGCACUGUUGCCUCAGAGUGCGGAAUUAGAAUUCGAAAAUGCUACUGCGACGUUUUCGAGUUCAAGUUAUGACAUGAUGAACAGCAACUUAUCAUUUUUGAAGAAAUCCAUCGAGGAUACCAUAGCAACUGAGAAGUUUGUAUCAGGAUCAGCAGAACUAUCUACAAUUUAUAUGAUUCAUAUUCAGUAUCGAGCUACGUAUGGAUCGAGCAUUCAUCUGUACCUCUCUCACUUGUAUGGUUCUGGUAUUUGGUAACCUGAAUUUGAUCCUAAGGGAAAACAAGAAGAGAACCCUUAGGAUCAAACUCAGGUAACCAAAUACCGGAACCAUUCGCCACUCUUCUCGUCUAAGAGCCCGUCUCUCUCCCCAGCUCCACCGCCAAGGCCUUGGGUAUCUGGCCUGAGCGUCGCGUGGAGGGCAGCACCGCUGCCAUGUACAGUAGCGCGAUGAUAGUGAUCCCAGGUUCAGUCCUGAUGGCAGCUGGAUUCGUUGGCGGCACUAUGAUGUAUGAACGAGCUCGGAAGAAGGUUCUAAGUGACAAGCUGGAGGAAAUCACGCAGAUGAGAAUCUCCAAGAAUACUACGAAGACUGCGACUUCACCUCAGACUACGACUGGAAUUAUGGGUGCUGCUUUAUCUCAAAGUGCUGGGGGUAAGUCUACUGCUGGGGCUAAAAAUAAUUUGUCUAGUAAAACAAGAACAUCUCCCAGCACUAGUACUACUGCUGGUGUUGAUGAGGAUGGUUGUACUAGUGGUAGCACACCUAGAACCUCGAUGACGAGUGGUGGAGCAGCAGAAAAGGAAACUCCUGGUACCAAGUUCGUUGGUGACAGUCGUAGUACAACCAGUGCAACAGUAGUUGCUGUGGGAGAGAGGGAUGAUGUGGUGGAGGAGGGUGCUGAGACUGACAACAGGAAGGUGAAAGGCCAACUCUUCGGCACCAUGACUGAAACAUCUCCAGAAGCAGAAGAGGAAUCUGCUGCUCAGCGAUUAGGCCGUCAGACCGUUGAGGCCGGCGCUCAACUGGGAGCGGAGGUGGGGGAGAAGGUCAGGGCAGGAUUAGAAUCUCUAGGGCGUGUUGCACUAGCCAAAGCCACAGAACCGGAAAUUUCCUUGCGCUCUCCGACAAAAGUAGUUCUAGGUGGCAACAACGAUGAUGCUGCAGAUCCUGCUAGUAGCGAGCAAACUACAACUUCUGCUCUUACAACAGCACUAGAUGUGACUGUAGUGCAGAACAAAAUCGAGGACAUGAAGAAUUUCAUCACUACCACAGUGGGAGAGGUAGCAGAGAAAUAUACAUCAUCGUCAGCGUCUAGUAGUACGUCGACUAGUGCUGGAGAUCUAGCUGGGUCUUCUUCAUCUGAGUCCUCUGAUAUUAUUGCUGCACAAGACAAUGUAAGCAACUCAGUUAAAAAUGUAGAUGACCAGAUGGUUAGCUCCGAUAAUCUCGCCGAACACGUUGAUGCGAUUUUAGAAGGAAAAGCUCUUCCAGAGGACAUCAGAAAAGAACACAGUAUAGAAGCUGCAACAGCUUUCUUGGCUACACUUGUGACUGAGCCUCAACGCGUAUAUGACGGUCUACGACGUACAUGGACGAAGGCCGUUGGAGAUGAGACUGAAGGAGAUGCGGACGUGAAGAACAGCAAGAACAACAUAUGAGAGGAAAAAGUGUACUCAAGAACGUACUCAAGAAAUUUGCUAGAACUUAUAAGUAGGAAAAUAGCUAAAAAUUUUCUGAGGAUGCGUAGUACACUUCUUCCUGUCAUACAACAACAAUGCCAUCCACAUCGAUGAAUGGACGAAGACUGACGUGGAAGAUAAUGCGGCAGAAGAGCUUGAUGUCGUCGCUGUAUCAUCUUCCACUACUAGGACGAUGCCUCACCACAAGUCGUCGUGUGCCGCUACAGCAUCGAAAGAACAGAGUACCCUUUCACCUGAAGAUGGUGCUGAUGCUGAAGAUAGUGCCUCUACGGUUUUUUCGCCCACGUCUCGGGGAUGUAAAUCUGUUGAGGGUGAUGGAGAUGCUGAAGCCCAAGUUCAUUCUUCUGCCAAAGACAAAGUCGUCGAGGUGGAGCGCUUACUUCCACCGCCUUCUGCCAAAGACGAAGAGCAUCUUCCUGAAACCAAUACCUUGCUAUCAGCCCUUCAUCUCGCUGAAAAUGCUGAUCAUUUCGAAGGUUCUCAGGCUAGUCCUCUGGAUAGUAAUGCAAGUCCGAAAACAAGUUGUACUAAAGCAUUUGUGUCAAAAGCGUCGACUUCAUCCUCUGACACCGAUUCUUCAUCAAAGAUCGAUAAUCAAGAUGAAGCCCGCUUUCUCAAUCCGAUGCUCCGUCUAGAUCGUUCGACAGCUAGUACUUUUGACGUUGCAUGGGCGUCCUUGGAAGUCCAAUGCGCAGCACAGGCAGAAUACGUGUUGAAAGCGAAGAUCUAUCCGAUUUAUGGUUAUUGAGGAAAGUAGCAGAAGUAGAGGUUUGGAAGUAUUCGUACUUGAAUUGCCUUUUUGAGAUUGCUAUUGCUAUGCACACCCGUAAAAAUAACUUAACUGGGUAUAUCAUCAUCAUCAUCAUCAUCAUCUAUUUUCGUUUCUCCUUCAUACUCCCCAAGUCUGCAAUCGUUGUGUUGGGUCCGAAUUCCCGGACGAGCUUCGAUUAAGCGUGUUUCCGCAGGACGAUUACUGGGAAACGUGGCCUAUCCUGUCGAGCAGCGUUCCUAAAGGUAGCGAUGUGUGGCUACGUCCACCGAUUAUUGGAGAGCAGCAAAAACAAGAGCGUGGAGGAAGAUUGAAUUAUGGACACCGAAACUUGCCCCUGUGGGUGGCCAGAAACUGUUCGUAGAGAAUAGAAUGAUAGAGGAGCACUAAGCCCCGCCUGCCGCCGGUUUGCGAACUGGAUAAAGCUGCGGCCGCUCUUUCAGUAGCCCCAGGAUACAAAAAAAAAGAAACUUUUUCUGAAAUCUGUGAUCUCCUCUAAUUUCCGAUUAAGCUUUAUGCUCCAGGCCCGAUCUUGGAUGAGCCGCUGCUCACAGUCGUGAACGUCAUUCGUGGAGAUACGCUGGCGCUACAAACUACAUCUGACGGUGCAAUUAUGGUCAUGAAGGUGGAAGGUACUGGGGUUUGACGUGUCGGAGGAUAUUUCAAGAUUUAAGAGCUACAAGUAGACGUAACUAAGAGCUAAGACUUUAUAAAGAUUCUGAUCUAACUAAGAGCUAAGACUUUAUAAAGAUUCUGAUUGUUUGAAAAAAAGACUAACGCAUGUUCAUGAUAGAAGCGAAUUAUAUUCAUUGCCCAGACAACAUAUAAUUAUCCUCACGGAUCGGUAAAGAAUGCUCGUGUUCAAUAAAUCACAUAACUCUAGUACUAGCGCACAAUAACAUAGUUAUGGGAAACAAAAGGUCUACUUCACAAAUUAGGAUUAUCAUCAUAGUGAUAGUCGUGCUUCGCGACGUAAUUUUGUAGAAUCAAUCCGAUAGCAUAUCAUGGUAUAUCAUGGUACAGAACAUCUACAUCUAUUAUCUUCGCACCCCCGGAUACCGAUGAAAGUACUUAUAAGUAGCUGUGCACGGAGGUUUAUUGCCUACUUGAAAUGGAAAGUUUCGUGGUAUAAUCCAUCCUUUUGGUAAACAUUGUCAUACUUUUCGACAGCAUGUGCAGUUGACACUCCUACGGCUCAACCACGGGGCAACAAACAAACAAAGCCCUGAAAUCAGUAAUGCUAAUAAGAUAUAAUGCGAAAACAAUCCGCCCUUGC
This is a messenger RNA of Amoebophrya sp. A25, 4817 nucleotides long. Lineage: Eukaryota; Dinophyceae; Syndiniales; Amoebophryaceae. The record is from the annotation of a GenBank genome assembly.